AUGCGAGGAUCUUUUUCAGAUUAUGUUUUCAAACCCGAAGAGUUUAAAGAUAUUCCACCGCCUAUACAACUUGAUAAGUCUGUGGAUGAAUACUUCAAUCAAAUAAAGUUAUAUGCUACGGUAUUGGAUAUCGACUUAGAUAACCAAGACCUUAAGAAAAAAUUCUUCAAUGGUCUAUUACUAGAAAAUAAAAAAGAUAUGAUCCAGUUCGGAUUUAAAAAACUUCUGAAUGUAAUAGUUGAUCACUUGAAUAGAAUUUCAUCAGGACCCGCCAAUAUGCAAAAGUUUCAAUUUGGAGGUUUAAGACAAGAUAGUGAAUCAAUAAUAGAAUAUUACAGGAAAGUAGAAAAAUGUGACAAAUUAGCCAAAUACAAUGGAGAACAGCUUAGAUAUUUCUUUCUUCGUGAAUUGUCACCCGAUAAUCAGAUAGAAGCCAGAAGAUGCGAAUUAGAGCUUCCAUUGGAUAAGCUAAUAGAGAG
Dentiscutata erythropus is the source of this 479-nucleotide messenger RNA. NCBI's taxonomy places the organism in Eukaryota, Fungi, Glomeromycota, Glomeromycetes, Diversisporales, Gigasporaceae. The record is from the annotation of a GenBank genome assembly.